CCCCUUCGUGACGUUUGCUGCACUUGCCGGUCCGUGAAACAGAUACGCAACGUACCGUAGAAAAAUAUGAGACUUUUGAUGUAAAUAAAUCCUAACUAGCGGUACUCUUGCGUCAGUUCCACCGUCCACAAAUAGCUAUUUUUAACGGAAGUUAACGUGGGCCCCCGACCUCAAAACGGUUCGUUCCGGUUUCGCUCUGUACACACACGCACGCAAGUGUGCAGUUUCGUGUCACGUUCCGUCGUGUGGUAGAACGUGAAAAAAUCGAGAUUUUUUGUCACGUUUUUUUAUUGGGUGGUUCGGGAAUACGAGAAAAACAAGUGACGGCCGGUUUAAUCGGGAAGACGUGGUGUGCGGUUGGUACUAAAUAGCGGGCAGUUAAUCGUAAAUAAAUAACAAUCAAGCAAUAAAUCUCGAAAGUGUCGCCGCCGGUGGUGUUUUGUCGUGCGAUACUGACCUAAUCAAAUAAAUCGGUGCGUGUGAGUGUGAUUAAUCCAUCUUAUUGACAUUUAUCUAAAAAAUAGGUAGUUACUGCAACACAAAAUACGCAACAUAAAAGCUAGUCGUACAAUCGCGAUACAGAGAAGCAAGUUUAAGUUCCAACCUGGCUAUGACCGGUGCUCCCAGCAUGGCUACCUCCAGCGGCAAGAAGCUAUCGAUGACCAAGCAGAACGAGCUGAACACGCUGGUCGACUCGUUGAUAAAGAGUAGCUUCAUGAAAACGCCCACCGUAAACGAGCAGUACGCCCAGUACCAGGAAAUGUACUCGGUGCUGGAGCGCAUCCGCAAGCUGGAAUCGGAGCUGAAGCUGAAAACCAGCAACGGAAAGCCCCGCCAGGCCAACAUCGAGUCGUUCUGCCGGUGGGCCAAGGAGCACGGCUGCCAGUUUGAUGGGAUCAAAAUUUCCGAAUUUUCCGGCUUCGAGCUGGGGUUGGAAGCGACGCGGGAUUUCAGCGCAGGGGAAGUUUUUGUGACGGUGCCGCGGAAGCUGAUUUUUUCGGUGACGGCCGACAGUAAGAUCCCGGACAUUAUGAAGGACAUCCCGGUGAUGAUGGUGCAAAAUCUGUCCAAUUUGAUGCUGGCGCUGCUGCUGAUCGUGGAGCGCUUCCAGCCGAACAGCGUGUGGAAGCCGUACCUGGAUGUGCUGCCGGAUCGGUACUCGACGGUGCUGUACUUUACCCCGGCCGAUAUGGCCGAGCUGAAGGGAACCAGUGCGUUCGUGCCGGCGCUGAAUCAGUGCAAAAAUAUCGCCCGGCAGUACGGGUUCAUCAAGAAGUUUAUCCAGAGCAAGACGGCGCUGCUGAAGGACAACUUUACGUACGAUUUGUAUUGCUGGGCCGCUUCGACGGUAAUGACGCGACAAAAUCUAAUUCCGGUCAAUCUGCGAGAGGAGGGAGAGACGGUUAAGGUGGAAGGUCAGGCCGGAGAGUCGGCCCCCAAUCCGGUGCUGAUUCCGCUGUGGGACAUGGCAAACCACGUCAACGGGCAGAUCACCACCGGGUACAACGAGGCCGCCCAGCAGGUCGAGAGUUUGGCCCUCGGGGACUACCGGAAGGGCGAGCAGAUCUUCAUCUACUACGGCAAUCGGACGAAUGCGGACUUUUUGGUGCAUAACGGCUUCGUCUACCCGGACAACGCCAACAGCGCCGUGGCCAUCCCGCUCAGCCUGAACCCCACCGAGGAGCAGUUCGAGCAGCGCAAGCAACUGCUCGAGAAGCUCGGUCUCGCGUCCAGCGGCGAUUUCAACGUCCAACGUGGUGGCGGCGACUCCUUCAUCUCGCCCGAGCUGCUCGGUUUCGCGCGCGUUUUCAACAUGACCAAAGAACAGCUCGGCCACUGGCUGGGGGAAGAUGCGGUGCAAUCGCAGCUGCUGGAACCGGACUGCCCCGGGCUGGAGGCCAGUCUCCGGGAGAAGGUCUGGAAGUACCUGUCGAUCCGGUUGCAGUUGGCCCUCCGGAUGACUGGGACCACGCUGGACCAGGACGAGGCCCUGCUGGCCAACCAGGGCCAGAAGGGAGCGCAAAAGUUGGGCCACAUCAAGUCCAUGCUGGUGCAGUUUAGAGUCGUCGAGAAGAAGAUCCUGAGCGAGGCACUCGAGCACUGCAAGCAGAAGGAAGUGGACAAGAAGGAAGUCUGAAAACAUCCUGCUGCAGAUUGUGUUGUAUUCCUCUUAGAGUGAGCUUUCAUCUGUAGAUUCCAGUUUAGUCCUAAAUGCCUGCAUCAAAUCGCAUUUUCGUUUUCUCAUCGUCCGCCCGCCACUAGUGCUUAGCUGAAAGCUUUUCCUAUUUCCACGCUUGGUUUGCCAAACGAAAUUUAACCCCCGAAUUUAGUUUCGGAGUAGCUCGGCUUCAGUAUUGAUUUUGUACAACUCACACACACACACAACACGCACGUGCCCCUAACCUUUUGUAGAUUGUAAUUAAAUUAUUGUUUUUUUUUUUUUAAGUUUUGAGCCAUCUUAUUUUCUUUUUCUAAUUGGCGGUACAAGAUAGACUGUUACGCAUUGAAAAGUAGAAUUUGCCAAGCAACAUCACACGCCCAAAUAUACAUAAUAAAAUUGUUCGAUAACUGCCAAA
Culex quinquefasciatus (southern house mosquito) is the source of this 2576-nucleotide messenger RNA. RefSeq names its product actin-histidine N-methyltransferase (gene Setd3). Gene Ontology annotation, molecular function: transcription coactivator activity; histone H3K36 methyltransferase activity; protein binding. Bases 611 to 2137 code for a protein of 508 amino acids. The record is from RefSeq and is a predicted model, not a curated record. The transcript has 4 exons. Gene Ontology annotation, biological process: peptidyl-lysine trimethylation; peptidyl-lysine monomethylation; peptidyl-lysine dimethylation. NCBI's taxonomy places the organism in Eukaryota, Metazoa, Arthropoda, Insecta, Diptera, Culicidae.